Spodoptera frugiperda (fall armyworm) is the source of this 2739-nucleotide messenger RNA. RefSeq lists its product as uncharacterized. Lineage: Eukaryota; Metazoa; Arthropoda; Insecta; Lepidoptera; Noctuidae. The transcript has 4 exons. Bases 226 to 792 code for a protein of 188 amino acids. The record is from RefSeq and is a predicted model, not a curated record.
UGACGCGGCAAGGACGCUCGUCUCUCGCACGGUAGUCUCGACACGCGCACUCACGAUAACGACAAAAACAUUCAUAACAGAAACUAGUGCAUAACUUUUAUCGUAAAGUAAAAAAAAGCUUAGAAAUCCUUUUUCUGCGGUUUAAAAAUCCGUUGCGGUUUAAAAAGUGGAGAUUUGGAAUAUAUUUGAUUGUUUACAAGUUGUUUAAAUUGCAAGUUGGAGAAAAUGUGGUGGAUCCUGCGUCGGGCUCGGCUCACCGGAGCUUCCCUGUUCAGCCAAGCCACAGGGACCAAUAACAACAAUAAUGUUAAAACAGAGUCAAGACCACCGCGGAAAAAUUAUAAUCAAUUAUCGUCAAAUGAAAAGCUUGACAACAGACAAACAGAUGAUAUUCACAUCGAAGAAGGAGAAGCGGAGUCAGAUGCUAGCAGCACUGACUUGGAUGAACGCGAUACCGGAGGAGUUUGCCCACCUUGCGCGCAUGACCGAUAUAAUAACAACGUUCGGCGACAUGCACAUGAUGACUUCAGCGAUGACACAGAUUACGAUGAAGCUCUAACUUGCAAUGUAUGCGACCGGUCGUUUCCAACGCGUCGCCAACUCGCAGACCACCAACAGAAGAAACGACAUUUUGGAUGCAGUGCGUGCGACAGCCUGUUUCCCUCGCUGAUGGCUCUGGAGCACCACAAGGAGGAAUUCCAGCACUGGAGCGACUCCUCAUACUGCUCGCAUUCAGACUCGGAUGACAGCGACCUCGAGACGUGCCACGAGGACAGGCAUCGAUUACUCUAAUGCCACCACCUCAUUAUUGCCGGGGAAAAGCCCACUAAGUUGGGCACUUUUGUUUGAAAACUUCUGUACAAUUCUUCUUGUAAAACAAGCGUGUAGCUAAAUUCUAGACCUCUUUAGGACAGUACUGUUUAAAAACAGUUUAAAUUAUUAAUUUUAUAAAAACUAACCGAAUUACUGCAAGCAAUUAGGCUCGUUUUUGCAAAGUACAGGCGCAGAGCAACUCGCUAUUACAAAUACAUGUACACAUUUGCCUAAUCUCGACCAAGUUAUUCAAUUUCUCUCGUAUAAAUAAUAUAAGAUGUAGUGCAACUGCUCACUACAGUACACAAUAUUUUCGAUUUUGAUAUUCUCAAACACCAGCACUACAUAACUCUAAUACCCUUUACCAUACCCCCUUAGAUAUUUACAUUUUAUAAAAACAGUUUUUGAGCUUUAGUAAUUUGGUUUCCACUCUGAACCUAGCUACACGCUUGUCUCAAAUGCAAUGUUCUACACGAUGUCACAAUGAUCUAAAGAUUCUCAUAAAGAGUUAAGACUCAUUCGACAUCUCGACUACAUGAUAUAAUAGUAGGCUGUAAAGGUAUUAAAACUUCAAUCAAGUCAGUAAAAAACGCAUAUAUUUUAUGCCAUGAAUCAAAAUCAUAUCUGGGUCUUAAAGACUUCAGCAUUUACUUAAAAAGUAUACAAUGUUUAAUGAAUUUACAAAAACAAUGCUUUUCUCAUAAUAAUAGUCACCAGUGACUUUCCAAAAGAAUGUUUAUAAUAGGAAAUAUUACAGUAUUCCUAAGUAUAUAAUACUAUAUAUACUGAAGCCUAAUUAUUGUACAGUGUAGACACAUAUCAUUUUGUACAAGCAUAUGUACCUACUACGUAAAGGAGACGAACGAUGUGAAGUGAUUAGAAAUACUUAAUAAUUUGGUGAUUCCAUGAAGUGUCUAAGAAUAACUACAUACAUACUUAUUUAGUCUAAGUACUUAAAACAAAGACAACCAUUUUGAAGAAGACUUGGGUAUUUAAUAUUAUUGCACAUAACGCAAACUAUGGUUAUUAUUAUCAAAAAGCAAGUUUCUAAAGAAAUCUACACUGUAAUACAUAGUACAUUAUACAUAAUGGAUGAUACUAUAUCCGUACAACUGGACAAUACCAAUACUGUUGCUCCAGCGUUUGUCAAUUUCGUUAACAUCGACUACGACUCCUACGUAAUCAUUUAUAUACGAUCUUUUUUUUUGUAUUUUUGUCGUUUCAAUUGCUGGAAAACAAUUGGUUUACAUAGCAUAGACAAGUACUAACUCUAAAACAAGUAAAAAAUCUGGAACAUAGCAAUGUAACGCUGUUUUUUUAUGUAUUUUUCGAUUCGUAAUAAGUAAUGUCAUAAGAUCAUUCUAAACCUGAAUCUGAAAUAAUAUAUUUUACUUUGUCAUGUAUUCUUGGAAGUUCUCGUGUUUAAAUAAAGUAGGUAAGUUAGACUCGAUGUAAUUACAUCAGAGGCCAGUUCACAAAACUAGUGCUUCAAAUUAUAUCAGUAGCAAAUGUAAUGUAUCCAUGUUUAUAAUAGAAUAUUAUCUCUACUUCGUACUUGGCCUAGUUUUGUGAACUUUCCAUUUCUUUUCGCUUCACGUUAGCCACGUACUCCCGUCUCUUACCUGACGUCAUAUCUUUGUAAAUACUUCCUAGUGAUAUCCCGGCAAUAAUGCAUAUCACGGUACUGUUAUAUGACUGAUAUUUAGUCUAGUUCUGUAAAUAUUUGUUUAUAGGUCUGUGUCAUAAGAAUCACAAUUAGAAUUUUAAAUUCUUAGUGUCACACCAAACUAAAUGUAUGUAUCCCGCCCCCUUCCCUAUCGAAGUACCUUUCGAGUUUAUAGUAUUAUUAAUUUAAGAAUUAUAUGUAACAUUCCAACUAGUCAUACUAUUUUUAUAAAGUAUUAAAAUUGUAUUUCAACAUCAUAA